UCCCCCCGACGUUCGGUCCUCCUGCUGCUGCCAAUAACCACCGCCCAUUGGCACAUGAUCGCGACAUCUCGUCAUUACUAAACUCUGCCUCUGGCUCUGCCCGCUCCAAAUGGGGGCGCACCGAGGUUGUUCAGAACACCGCACCGUCCAUCGCCAACAGCGCCAAUUCACCACAUCUGUAUUACCGCCUCCCACUACAUCCGUAGCGUCAUCCCGAACCGACGACACCACCACCACCACCACCACAACCCGUGUUGCCGGACUCUCCAAGGCGUCGCCCACGCCGCCUCGAUACCGCUACCCCGAGCCCGAUACCCCCGUUGUCAUGGACGAGAAGCACGGCUACCUCGAAUAUCGCCUAGCCACGCCCCCGCCGUCGUACCCGAUGACUUCGCGCGUCACCCGGAGAAAGGGCCUCUUGCCCGUGCUGGCCAUGGCCGCGCUGUUCGCCUGGAGCUGCUGGGGCUACCUGCGUCUGCCGACGGCCCCGGCCCGCACCGGUGUCGUCCCGGACGGCGCUCCGGCGGCUGCUGUCAAGGAUCUGGUGCCCCUGGAGGCGCACAUCAUGAGCAAGUGUCCGGAUGCUAGGGAUUGCCUGAGAGAUUUGGUUCUGCCUACGAUGAUGAAGGUCCAGGACAAGGUCAACUUUACUCUUUCGUAUAUUGGCACACCGACCGAGAAUGACGGCGUCGACUGCAAGCAUGGCCCCUCAGAAUGCAUGGGAAACAUCAUUGAGCUCUGUGCAGCCCAUCUCUACCCGGACCCCAAGAUCAACCUUGGCUUCACCAUGUGCCUCACUCGCGAGUACAGCGCUAUCCCUGACCGCACCCUCGUCGAGGACUGUGCUUUGGAACAUGCCAUCGACAUCCAAGCCCUCAACGACUGCGCCACCGAGGAUGACGGCGGCUUCGGCGUCGGUAUGCUGCGUGACAGCGUUCGUCGGAGCAAGAGUGCCGGUGUAACCAAGAGCUGCACCGUCAGGCUCAACGAGGAGUUUUACUGCGUGCGGGACGACGGCCAGUGGAAGGACUGCCCGCACGGCGCGGGCGUCAACGACCUCGUCAUCGCUAUUGAGAAGCUUUACCGCUCGUAGCAGAUGAUUUCUUGAUGGGUUCGUACACCUCCGUCCAUAGCUCGCUGGCCUCGCCAAGCGUAUA
Messenger RNA from Colletotrichum destructivum, 1157 nucleotides. Its product is annotated as Putative gamma interferon inducible lysosomal thiol reductase GILT. The coding region runs from base 110 to 1093 and encodes 327 amino acids. The transcript is spliced from 5 exons. Gene Ontology annotation, molecular function: oxidoreductase activity, acting on a sulfur group of donors, disulfide as acceptor. Lineage: Eukaryota; Fungi; Ascomycota; Sordariomycetes; Glomerellales; Glomerellaceae. The record is from RefSeq and is a predicted model, not a curated record.